Quercus lobata is the source of this 414-nucleotide messenger RNA. RefSeq lists its product as uncharacterized. Bases 1 to 414 code for a protein of 137 amino acids. The transcript has a single exon. The record is from RefSeq and is a predicted model, not a curated record. Lineage: Eukaryota; Viridiplantae; Streptophyta; Magnoliopsida; Fagales; Fagaceae.
AUGCCUUAUCAUGAAUGUCUUCAGAAGUUGGCAUUGAAAUUCGGUAAGAUCCAGAACCAGUAUGUGCCUAAAAUGCAGAAUCAGAUUGCCGAUGCAUUAGCAACAAUGGCAUCCAUGAUGGAUGGACCUAAGGAAGAUGAAGAUCGACCAAUAGUGAUGGAACAAAAAGAAGAGCCAGCCCAUUGUAUGUCAGUAGAAGGAGAUGAAGGAAUGAACAGGGAAGGUGAAUGGUAUUCAGACAUCUUAUACUACCUCAAGGAUGGGACAUACCCAAAGUUCAUAGACAAGAAUGACCAAUUGACAGUCAGAAGAUUGUCCAUUAAUUACAUUAUUUGUGGUGAAAGGCUUUACAGAAGGUCGUAUGAUGGAAUUCAUCUCCUUUUUGUAACUGCCAAGGAAGCACAACAAAAAUGA